Guillardia theta CCMP2712 is the source of this 1032-nucleotide messenger RNA. RefSeq lists its product as hypothetical. Lineage: Eukaryota; Cryptophyceae; Pyrenomonadales; Geminigeraceae. The transcript is spliced from 2 exons. The annotation marks the transcript as partial. The record is from RefSeq and is a predicted model, not a curated record.
CUGCAUCCAUGGCCUGGUUGAUGCGGAGUGAAGCCUCGGAGGUAGUAGUCUACUUACAAGUAUGAGGAGGAUGUUGUCUUUCUCAAGAGUCUUGGAGUACAUGAUCGUGCGAAUUUUUAUGUUGAUCUUGUUGAUCUUGUUGAAAUGAGCGUUGGGAGUUCGAAUAUGAUAGUUUGAAUAUGAUUGGGAAAUAUGAUCCUACAAGAGUAUUGAGAUUUUUCUUGGGUCUUUUGGAUAGUUUCGAUGACGAGCUAAGUGUUGAGACUCUUUUGAAGCUGGUUACUGUGGAAUGUUUCGAUCGUUCUCUUGUGAUUGUUGGUGCUGAGAUUCUGACGCGGCUUGUGAGAUUCUGGUUCAAGUAUCUUGAGAGCAAGCUGAUGCCGCUUGCUGCUCGGUGGCUAUGCGCAUGAUACAAGGAAACGAUGGCCACGCCUGACUUCGCAGAAUCCGACGGGGCGCCAAGCAUUGACUAUGGCUGGAUGCGAUCCCUGUCGAAGGCGAUGGAAGAGACUGAGCUUCCUGCCACGCUCUUGGAUGCUGUACAACCUCUGGAGCGCUUUCCUGAGAUCGACAUGGACAUCUUGACGUUUGUGGUGAAGUCCAAGAGCUCUGAGUGGCAGGAGGUGCUUCACGACCCGCAACACUUCAACCUGCCCCAAUCUUACCGCAUCGACUUUGCCGUGUGCAUCCACGUAUACACGCUGAGUGACCCUCCGGUCUUUGCAAUCAUCAACCGUGAGAUGUUCAACCGUGAUCGUCGCCAGGUGGGAGGUGGUCGCAGUAUCUCACCGGCACUUGGUGCGUGUCUGCCCUACAUCAAGUUUUUACGAGAGGCCCUGAGAGCGUUGCCCCAAAGGUUCAAGUACAAGGGUGAAGCUCGACGGGGAGUCAAGUGGGUCUAUCCCUCGCCAGACCAUCACAAUCCGACCAGCCAUUUCAAGACAGGGCGAAAACUGAUGUGGUAUGAGUACAAAUCCACAAGUAAGGAGCCACAGGUGAUGACACGUGUGAACUUCUGCGGGAUCAACGCAG